AUGGAGGCCUUUCCACAUGAUGACAGUGCUCUGCCAAUCAAAGACCUAGAUCUAGAUGGAGAAACCAUACCCACACAAGGGAGCUUGGGUCUCCUUUGGGAGAUUACGACUGACACAUUCACAUUCUCCGUGCCGACUGUGAUCAAGCCAUUUACCCGGCGCGGAGUUCUCUCCACUGUCAACAGUGUUUUCGAUCCCUUGGGUCUACUGGCACCAGUUACGAUCCAAGGAAGAGCCCUUCUCAGAGAACUUACCUCUGAGCUCUCUGACUGGGAUACUCCCCUACCAGAGGACAAGCUAGCAAAUACUUUUAAUGAAAGCUCUGUUCAAGAAUUUGUGGUUGGUGUAUACUUAAAUCCUCAAACAAAUUCUGUAGCAAUUCCAACAAAAUGCUUUAUUGCAGGAGAUGAUGACCCGAAUGUUUACAGAGUGGAAGUGUCCUGUGGACAUGCUGUGGAUCCCAUUUCACUCACGGAAUGGUGUCGGAUCCGUAUAAGUGAGGGUCAUUUCAAAUUCCACUGCCCUGCAUUAACAUAUGACACAAAUAGAACAUGUGGAAAGGAAUGGUCCUACGUGGAGGUGCGCAGAAAUGCAUUGCUCUCUGUUGAGGAAUGGCAGUUUUUUGAAGAAAAGCUUGCCAUUCUCUCCGCUUCAAGUUACUGUGAAUACAAACAGUGUCCUAGGUGUGGGAGUUAUGUGGAACGGAAAGAUGAGACGAACAUAUCAGUGAUUUGUUUAAUCUGCAUGGCCAACGAUGGAAUCCCUUUUAAAUUUUGCUGGCAAUGUAUGAAGGAGUGGAAAGGCCCAGGUCCAUGCUCUGAUAAAUGUGACAAUGAAGGAUGUAUUAAUAUCCAGCUGGAAAUCUUGAAGAAUUGUGACACAAAAACUUUACCUUACAGCAAUAUUCGAAAUUGUCCAAAAGUCCGUGCUUGUCCCACUUGUGGUUUGCUUAUAGAACAUCAAGAUAAGUGCAAAUAUCUCAUGUGCAUCAGAUGCCAUGUGGAAUUUUGCUUUGCCUGCCUUAACACAAAGGCAAUUUGCAGUGAAUCAUCUGAGUAUUCUCGUUAUUGUGCUAUACCUGUAGCCACAAGGCAAACAAGUAUUCCAGUGUGGAAUUGUACUGAAAAUUAG
This is a messenger RNA of Hypanus sabinus (Atlantic stingray), 1131 nucleotides long. RefSeq lists its product as uncharacterized. The transcript is spliced from 4 exons. The record is from RefSeq and is a predicted model, not a curated record. Bases 1 to 1131 code for a protein of 376 amino acids. Lineage: Eukaryota; Metazoa; Chordata; Chondrichthyes; Myliobatiformes; Dasyatidae.